AUGGGGGAGCUCAACCCCAGCCGGCAGCAGUUCCCCGCCUCGUGGUUGGCGGCGGCGACGGCCAUGACGAGCUCAACCCUGGCGGCCAUGGGGGAGCUCGACCCCAGCGGCCUGGGGGAGCUCGACCCCGGCUCGACCACGGGGGAGCUCGGCCCGGCCAUGGGGGAGCUCGACCCCGACCGCCAUGGGGGAGCUCAACCCCAGCCGGCAGCAGCUCCCCGCCUCGCGGUUGGCGGCGGCGGCGGCCAUGGCGAGCUCGGCCCCGGUGGCCUGGGCGAGCUCGACCUUGGCGUGGACAUGGGGGAGCUUGACCCCGGCAGCCAUGGGGGAGCUCAACCCCGGCCGGCAGCAGCUCCCCGCCUCGAGGUUGGUGGCGACGACGGCCAUGGCGAGCUCGGCCCCGGUGGCCUGGGCGAGCUCGACAUUGGCGUGGACAUGGGGGAGCUCGACCCCCGCGCCAUGGGGGAGCUCAACCCCGGCGGCCUGGGGGAGCCUGCGUUCGGCGGCGGCGAUGGUGUUGGCCAUGGGACCCCACAGAGGAGUUUGUCGGAGGGCUCUGGAGCUCUUGCUUGCGCCGCCACCACGCGCUCGCCGCCCUCUUACACCGCGCGUUCCGCCACUGCGUCCGACAGUGCCACCGCCGCCAUGAUUGAAACAAAGAAGCUCCGCGCCGCCGCCAAAUCCUGCCCUUAG
Panicum virgatum (switchgrass) is the source of this 693-nucleotide messenger RNA. Its product is annotated as spidroin-2-like. The record is from RefSeq and is a predicted model, not a curated record. NCBI's taxonomy places the organism in Eukaryota, Viridiplantae, Streptophyta, Magnoliopsida, Poales, Poaceae. The coding region runs from base 1 to 693 and encodes 230 amino acids. The transcript is spliced from 2 exons.